AUGGGAAGUUUCAACACCAGUUUUGGAGAGGGCUUCAUUUUGGUGGGCUUCUCAGAUUGGCCUAAACUGGAAUUCAUCCUUUUUAUCUAUAUUUCACUUUUCUACUCCCUAACUCUCAUUGGAAACACCACCAUCAUUGCACUCUCACAACUGGACCCUCGACUGCACACACCCAUGUACUUCUUCCUCUGCCACCUCUCCUUCCUGGACCUUUGCUAUACCACCAGCACUGUGCCCCAGCUGCUGAUCAAUCUUUCUGGACUCGACAGGACCAUCAGCUAUGGACGGUGUGUGGCUCAGCUCUUCUUUUACCUUGCUCUGGGCUCCACUGAGUGUGUGCUCCUGGUGGUGAUGGCCUUUGACCGCUAUGCUGCUGUGUGUCGUCCACUCCACUACACAACCAUCAUGCAUCCCCUUCUCUGCCAGUCCCUGGCUAUUGCUGCCUGGGUGGGAGGUUUCAUGAACUCUCUGAUUCAGACAAGCCUCAUGAUGGCCAUGCCUCUCUGUGGCCUCCAUUACCUGAACCACUUCUUCUGUGAGAUGCUUGUACUCCAGAAGUUGGCUUGUGAGGAUACAGGAGGCACAGAGGCCAAGAUGUUUGUGGCCCGAGUCAUAAUCAUUGUUGUUCCUGCAGCACUGAUUCUAGGCUCCUAUGCACACAUUGCUCAGGCAGUGCUGAGGAUCAAAUCAAUGGCAGGGCGCAGAAAGGCUUUUGGGACCUGUGGGUCCCACCUCCUUGUGGUUUGUCUGUUUUAUGGCUCAGCCAUGUACACAUACCUCCAAUCCAUGGGCAGUUACUCUGAGAGUGAGGGAAAGUUUGUUGCCCUUUUUUAUACUAUCAUCAUCCCCAUGCUCAAUCCUUUGAUCUAUACCCUAAGGAACAAGGAUGUGAAGGGAGCUCUGUGGAAGGUACUGGGGAGAGGCAGAGACUCUGGGUAA
Molecule: messenger RNA, 939 nt
Organism: Marmota flaviventris (yellow-bellied marmot)
Lineage: Eukaryota; Metazoa; Chordata; Mammalia; Rodentia; Sciuridae
Product: olfactory receptor 2Y1-like
Biological process (GO): G protein-coupled receptor signaling pathway
Cellular component (GO): membrane
Molecular function (GO): olfactory receptor activity; G protein-coupled receptor activity
Source: RefSeq, a predicted model, not a curated record